Hyla sarda is the source of this 1212-nucleotide messenger RNA. Its product is annotated as vomeronasal type-2 receptor 26-like. The transcript is spliced from 3 exons. The record is from RefSeq and is a predicted model, not a curated record. Gene Ontology annotation, biological process: G protein-coupled receptor signaling pathway. Gene Ontology annotation, cellular component: membrane. Lineage: Eukaryota; Metazoa; Chordata; Amphibia; Anura; Hylidae. Bases 19 to 1212 code for a protein of 397 amino acids. Gene Ontology annotation, molecular function: G protein-coupled receptor activity.
ACGCUGAUCAGCUGGGCCAUGGGACCCUCUGCCGCACGGAAGCCGCUGCUGCAUGGUAUUGAGACAUCCCUACGGUACCUGUCAAGAUGGAACAGAUUAGAUGGGCUGGCUGUCUUCAUUACCUUCAAUAAGCCACGCUUACCACUAUGGCUUAUUUUCAGGGAUGCAGAUAAAUGUGAACAGUGCCCUGAAGAUGAAUGGCCGAAUCUAGAAAAUACUGCUUGUGUGAAAAGACCAGUUGAUUUCUUAUCCUUUUACAAUAUUCUUGGAUUAUUGUUAACAUCACUUAUUGUAAUCUUAUUUGUUUUCUCAAUCAUCAUUCUAGUUAUAUUUAUUAAACAUAGAGAGACUCCUAUAGUGAAGGCCAAUAACAGGAAUCUCAGUUACACCAUCAUCAUCUCACUUAUGUUGUGCUUUCUAUGUUCUCUACUGUUUAUAGGUAAUCCGGACAAGCUGCCUUGUUUGUUACAGAAUAUUAUUUUUAAUUUAGUUUUUGCUGUUGCACUUUCUUCUAUCCUGGCAAAAACCAUUACAGUUGUAUUUGCUUUUAAUGUUACUAAACCCAAUAUAAGAUUCCAAAUAUUCUUUAGAAAAAUGACUCAAGUGUUUUGCUGUGUAGGUGAAUUUAGUAUCUGUAUGUGCUGGAUACAAUUUUAUCCCCCAUAUCCUGAUAGAGAUUCAGUGUCUAAACCUGGGAUCCUUAUAUUACAUUGUAAUGUAGGUUCUCAUGCGAUAUUUUAUUUAGCUCUCGGUUAUAACAGUUUCCUUGCACUUUUAUGUUUUCUUGUCGCUUACUUUGCAAAAAAGUUGCCCGAUAGAUUUAAUGAAGCUCAUCACAUCGCAUUCAGCAUGUUGGUGUUCUGUAGUGUAUGGAUCUCAUUUAUACCAGUGUACAUCAGCACUAAAGGCAAGUACAUGAUGGCCGUGCAGGUUUUUGCCAUCUUAUCAUCAAGUGGUGGACUCUUGGGAUUCAUCUUCUUCCCUAAAUGCUUAAUUAUAAUAUUCAGACCUAAAGCAAAUGUCAAACAAUCUCUUUAUGUUAGAAAAGCUCUUCAACAGUUUAAAAUUCAACACUUGAGAGAAGAAUUAGGAUAUUCGGAUGAUAUUCAACUUUCUUCAGAUGCCAAAGAAGAACUUCUUUGGUGGCUACAGCAUGUCCAAGAAUGGAACGGCAAAACGAUGUUCAACUCAAAUCCGGAUCGCGUUUUAUAA